AUGGCAUAUCAAGCGCUCGUGCCUGUGUGUUUGUUUUGUUUUAUUACAUUAACUUUUGCGAAUAAUAGUUUAAAUGAUGUUUUAUUUAAUGGCGAUUAUGAAUUUAUUGAUUUAACAUAUCCGUUUGAUAAUAAAACUAUUUACUGGCCUGAUUCUAAGGAAUUUGAAUUCACAAAAAAAAUCGAGAACUUCCAGCAGGAUGGAUCAUGGUACGCUGCAAAUGAAUUUGCCGCUGGAGAGCAUGGUGGCACCCAUAUCGAUGCUCCUUUUCACUUUUCAGCAUCCGGUCAAUAUGUUGGACAAAUACCACUCGAUAAACUCAUAGUGCCACUGAUAAUAGCGGACAUAAGUUCAAAAGUCAACGAUGAUCCAAACUUCGUUCUUUACAAGCACCACUUGGACUACAUUUUAAAUGACAAUUUGGGCAAACCAUGUCUUAUUGUGUUUAAAUUUGGUUGGAGUAAAUUUGCCAUGGACAAGAAAAAGUAUUUGGGAUUAAGAAGUAGUGGAUUAAACUUUCCAGGCAUAAGUGCAGAAGUAGCGGAAUGGAUUACUACGUCUUAUAAGAAUAUUGUAGGGAUAGGCGUCGAUGUAGCUUCUGCUGAUCCCGGAUCUAACACAAAUUUUCCGGUGCAUAAAAUAAUAACUAGAGCAGGACUUUAUAUUAUAGAAAACGUGUACUUUGAGAAACAAAUACCCG
Molecule: messenger RNA, 700 nt
Organism: Parnassius apollo (apollo)
Lineage: Eukaryota; Metazoa; Arthropoda; Insecta; Lepidoptera; Papilionidae
Source: the annotation of a GenBank genome assembly